Molecule: messenger RNA, 2864 nt
Organism: Dendrobium catenatum
Lineage: Eukaryota; Viridiplantae; Streptophyta; Magnoliopsida; Asparagales; Orchidaceae
Product: zinc finger protein VAR3, chloroplastic
Exons: 4
Coding region: 155-2605 (816 amino acids)
Cellular component (GO): cytoplasm
Molecular function (GO): mRNA binding
Source: RefSeq, a predicted model, not a curated record
UCUUUCUCAAAACUCGCAAGGUAACCUUCGUUCUAUCCUUCUCAAAUCUCGUUUACAAUUUCUUUCUGAUAAACCCUUCUUCUAAACCCUCGAACCUCCUAGGGUUUAGCCAUCCUUCUCGGCAAAAAGCCGGCGUCCGCCUUUCUACCUUCCGAUGCCCGUCGGAUCUAAGCUUAUUGCUCUACUCUCUACCUCCUUUCCCCUCCGCCCUUCCUUCGUCUUUCGCCUUGCUCGCUACUCUCGCCCUACUUUCGACAACCCUACUUUCGCCGCAUUUUCUUACGCGUCAGUCUUUCAUGGCCGCAUUCAUUCUGUCUUUAAUCGCCCAAAGCUCGGAUUUUGGAGCGGAGCAAUAAAUCAGUUCCACUCGGAAGCAGUUAUCAACGAAGGAUGCGGCGAGGCAGCGACCUUGUUCUCUGACUCGAAGAAUUCGCAUCCAUGGCCGGAGUGGUCAAAGCUUGCGGAUCUAUUGGUAGAGAAAGGUUACUCAGAUCGGUGCAUGGCUUCUGGUGAUGACGAUGACUCGUUCUCUGUGGAGGAGAAUUUACCGGAGAAGUUUUUGAAAGCUGCUGAGGCUUGUCUAGGGUUUGCAAGGGAUCGGCCAGAUAUUUUAAGGCUUCUUGCCAAGAAGAAUAUGGAAACUAUCGUGUUGAAUGGGUCACCGUUCUUAUUCAAGAACGGUGAGAAUUCAGCCAGAAGGAUGAAAUUUUUCUUAAGCGGCGAGGGAAGCAAUGAAUUGGAACUUGAGAGGGCUCAAACUAUCGAUAUCAUGAGAUAUCUCUUGAGCUAUGUCUAUGGCCCUUUGUCUUCAUCACAUGACAAUAACUUGAAAUCUGACGAGCAUGUUCAACAAUCUGUGCGGAAAUUGUUGUGUGAGUUGUUUAAUUUGAGCGGAACUGUCUGGAAACCAAAAUCAGUAGAUGCAACCUUGACAGAGCUUCCUUUAAGCAAUGAUAAGUUGUCCGGGCAUCCUGGGCAAUAUAUUGAAACGAAAACUGCUGACUUGAUUAACCCAAAGAUUCCAGGUCGAUCAUCUGCCGCAUCAGAAAGUCAGCUGAAUGCUUCGUGUAACUUUACUGACAAAGAAUACGGAAACAGCAUAUUCAACCAGAAGCAAGGACCUGAGGUGACCCGAUCAUCACAAACUAGCCGUAUAAGCACACCUAAUGACCCUUUUAUCAAAAAUCCAGCUCAGCCUUCCACUAGCGUUUUGGACAAGAAUGUAGAAUCAUGGAAUAGAAUUCAGACUAGCAGUAUAUCUAAUGCACAGAUACCGAAUGAGAGCAAUGCUGUUUAUGGCUCUAUAAAUUCGAGUGAGCCAACUAGCCCCCUGGGAAAUAACUUCACUAAUUAUUAUGGCGGAUACACUGGGAAGCCGACCCAACCAUCUGGUAACUUAUGGACAAAGAGCGGGGCAUCCUAUGGUGGAUCCACUGCAAAGUCAUCUCCUCCGCCUGGCAACUCAUGGAACAACUACAAUACUUCUUUUGCUGGAUACAAUGGGAAUUCAGCCCAACAAUCUAGCACUGUAAGUAGUAACAACAGUACACCUUAUGGUGGAUCAAUUGUGAAUCCAUCUCAGCCACCACCCAGAGACUUAUGGAGCAACUACAAUACUGUAAAUUCAACUCAGCCCUCAAGUAACUCCUGGUCUAACAACAACAUAUCUUCUACUGAAUCCACUCCAAAUUCAUCUCAACCGCCCAGCGGCUAUCGGGGUAACUACAGUGCUCGAUAUGAUGGAUACAGCAAUGCAUCUCAAACUGCAUUUACUUCCAAUUCAUCUCAGCCACCCAGUAACUCAUGGAACAACCACAAUACUUCACCUGGUGGAUUCAAUGAGGCAUUAAAGCAACCAUCUACUAACUCUUAUGGUGCGUCCACUGCAUAUUCACCUCAGGCACCCAACAACUCAUGGAACAAUUACAAUACUCCAUAUGGCGAGAAUUUUAUGAAAUCAACCCAACCAUCCAGCAACUCUUGGAAUACCAGCAAUACAUCUUUUGGUUGGCCCAACACAAAUUCAUCUACUGAGCCAUCUACGAGCUCCAUGACCAGCAACAAUUCUCAUGUCGGGUACAGUGCUGAUUCAUAUCACAGAUAUCCUGCAAAUUCAAACCAGGCGUCAAGUUUAGGAUGGAAUAACAGCAGCACUUCGUUUCCUGGAGCCUCUGCAAAUCCACAUCCGGUAUCAAGUAGUACAUGGAACAACAGCAGAGAAGGUUUUAGUAGUGGAUUUCCUCAGGCGAACAAUGGAUUGCCUGCUCAAGACCAGAGUCUGAAUGGGAAUUAUGGUUAUUCAGGUAAGAGCUUGGAAGGAUCUUGUGUGAAAGAGCCUGAUCCAUUGGAUAUGUCUGAAGAAGCAAAGGCUGAGCGAUGGUUUCGCCGGGCUGCUCAAAUCAAGGAUAUCUCAGAACUUAGCCAGAUACCUGAUGAAGAUUUCCCCCAAAUUAUGCCAAUGAGGAAGGGAGUGAACAGGUUUGUUGUCAGUAAGAGGAAGACGCCUCUUGAGAGGAGACUGGCAUCACAGCAGUACAAAAGAAGCUUGCCUGUUGUAAGCUCUGAACCUGAGAAAGACCCAACAGCAGGAGAGAAGGAAGAUUAGUAUUUUUUUUUCCGAUUAAUGGCUGUGAAUUGGUUAACAUAAUUUUGUCCUCCAUAAAUUAUGUCAGCUAAGCAGAGUUUCUCGAUUUUAGUAUAAAGUUUGGAGCAUCAAAAUAUGGUUACUGUGGCAGCAAAGAUAAAAAUGAGAGAAUGUAACUUUGUUCAUGUAGCAUGAAAUGGACAAUGAAAUAAUUUGUAAUGCUGUUAUCAUUUGUCUAUUAGAAAAGGAAAAUGAAUUGGAACAAGUGGGUUUUUUUAUC